AGUCUUUUCGGGUGCUCCAUGUUUCUCGUUUCACAGUGCGAACCCGAGAAUUGCACAAAGCGCAAUGUAUGUGCGCCAUUGCUGUGGAGAAGAGCUGCGAAAAGUACUCUCGAAGUAUAUUCGGUUUUCACGUUACAAACCGACUUUAAAUGCAGAAUAACGUAACAGAAUUAACUCAGAGAUUGCUUCGUUCACUGGACAGUAAUUAUAAUGUCAUCGAUAUGCCCACAGUUACUGAGAUCAUUUCCUUAUUGGAGAAAGUUUCGAUUACCAAAGAAUUAUUGGAGACCACCAGAUUGGGGAAAUACAUAAACGAGCUAAGGAGGAAAACAACAAAUGAGGCUUUAUCAAAGAGGGCGAAAGAGCUCGUGAAGAAAUGGAGAAAUGCCGUAUUACCUGAAUCAAACGGACAACUGAAACAGAGCCCACCACUGUCGCAAACGCCGGCUUUGCCUUCAAUAGUAAAUCAAGAAGAUGCGCAGUUUAAUAAAAUAAAAGGGAAGAAACGGUCGCCGAAGGAUGUAGUCGAUAAUACAAAUAUUAAACGAAUAAAAAUAAACGGAGGAAUUUCUGAAUUAGAUUUUUCCGAUAACUCGAAUUCGAGUUUCAAAGAUGUGAUAUCUACAGUAAAAACAGAACCAAAACGAGAUGUGAUUAUUAUUAAUUCGGAUUCGAAUUCGAGUAUUCCGGAAAAACACGAUCCACCCUUAGAUCAACAGAUGCCUAAGAAGAGGGGUAGAAAAAAAGGAUCUAAAAAUCACAAAAAUCUAAUCGACGAAGCGGAAAGUUCUUUUACCAUAAAAUUGGCGGUUUCUAGGGGAAAUUCCAAAGUCAAAACGACCCAGGAAUUGGUGGCAAGUUUACAGAACAAAAAUUCUAGUUCCACCGUAUUAAAUUCGUUCGCGAAACCUAAAGAAGAUCUGAAUGAAAAAGCUGCGAAACUCACCGAACGCGUUUCCAUCAUUGACCAACAACUCAAUACGAAUGCACACAGAAAUAAAAAUUCUCAACGACACAAAUUUAAAUUAGAGAAAAACGAAAGGGUGAUAGAAUCCGGAUCUGUCAUCAAUGAUAAGAGCAUACUUGUCCAGGAUUCGUCUAUCAAAAAGGAAGAAGAGGAUGAAGAAGAUGUCAUUGUAGUGGAUAAUGAAUUCGAAGAUGAUGAAUCCAAGAAAAAAGUGAACGAAGAGCUGGAUAAAAAGGUAAAAGCAGAGAGUCAAGAGACUGAUAAUCAACAUUUCGUAUCCUCCUUAAGCGUGGAAGAAGCUUUAGCCCAACUUCCGCCAAUCGAUAGAUCAGUAAAUAUAGAAGACGAAGUCGAAAGUAAUCCUUGUACGUGUAUACUAAAAGAAGAAAAACCCGACCAUUCGUUAGAAGAUGAUAGCGAAUCGUUAAAUUUAAUACCCAAAUAUGAAUUCUCAGAAGAUCAUGACUGCCAAGCCAAAUUAAAAUUAAGGGAAACUUACCGUUUCGAUAGCGUCGAUGAUGAAAUGGUCGAACGUUUACACAACACCUUUAUACCUAACGUUAACGGAAAUUAUAGUAUGAACCCUUCGAAAAGUAACGACGCCAUACAAGAAAACGGACUUUACGUGAAUGUAGUGCCUAUUGUAAAUAUAGAAAGUAUACCGAAAAAUGUUAAAAACUUUGCAACAGAAAAUUAUAGUAGAUACAGAUUUUCAGAAACGCAGGUUGUUCAAGAGGAUGUAGAUAGUGGACGGACAGAAGGUGAAGUGUCCUCUGUUGUUAGUGAUAAUAAAUGUUUUAGAGAAUGGCACGAAGUCGUCGAUACGACUUCCUACCAAGGUGAAAAUAUAAGAAUUUUGCCUUAUGUUAUAAUAGAUUGAGAUACUAGUCCCUUUAUUAUUAUUAUUAUUACUACUAUUAUUAUUAUUACUAUUGAAGUAAAGGUGAAUUUAUAGAAUAAAGAAUAUUAUAAUUUUUUUUAUGUUACAAAUUUUUCCCGUAUGUGAAUCUCAUUUAAACAAUAACCAUUAAUAGAGGAAAAUAAUAAUAUUUUUGUUACUUUACUUCAAGGUAUAUCGUUCGAUGAAUGUUAAAUAUAUAAAAAAAUAUUGAAUUGAAUCUAUAAAAAAAAAUUGAAUUUGUUUAUUUUGUGGGGUCAAUACUACAACUAUGUAACUACAAUCAGUACAAUCCAGAUGUUUCGAAAAAAACAAAGUAAAGUUUUAUCAAGAUUGUAGAGACGAAACUAAAAGUUAUUUUACUACAAUUUCUGGAUUGUAUUUAAUUAAAAGUAUUCAUGUCUCGUUUCUACCACAAAAACAGUCAUUAAUUGGGGGAAAUACAUGCAAAAGGAUGGUUUCAUGCUGAUUUUCUUUAAUUUUUUCCAGGUGUAAAGAAACGAAUUUUAUUUAUUGAAACUAUCAAGUUAUUUACAACAUAUGUAUAUUGAUGAGUAUUUUUUCAUAUUUUACAAAAAUAUAACUUGGAAAGUAGCGGAGAUAUCAUCUGAUACACAUCAUAGAUUGUCAUCCGAAGCCACAAUUUUUACGUAAAUAAGUUAUUCUUUACCAUUUUUUCUUACAUCGUUUACUAUAUAUGUAUGUAGGAUUAAGAUUAUUUCUCUACUCCAUCUACCACAGUCACGCAUGAAACACUAGCUCUAUUCAAGCAGUCUAAUGCCAUAUAGCCAUAAUAGCAUUCGAGUCAGUCGGGAAUAAGACACAGAAGGUUACGGAAUUAAGACGAACACCCGAAUAAUUAAUUCUAAUUAAGGCGAUUUUCCGUGUAAUUAAGGCAAAUUUUCGCUUGAUUAAGACGAUUUUCCGUGUAAUUGAGGCAAAUUUUCGCUUAAUUAAGGCGAUUUUCCGCGUAAUUAAGCCAAAUCAUCUCGAAAUUGAGCCAAUUUACUGCUUAAUUAAAACUAUUCCUCACAAAAUCAAGACAAAGUCAAGCGCAAUUGCCAAAUUUCCGUGUAUUUAAAGCGAUUUCCUGUAUAAUUAAGAUAAAUUCCCGCUUAAUUAAGACAAAUUCCCGCACAAUUAUGCCAAAUUCCUGCGUGGACAUGACGAAGUCCAGUAUAAUUAAGACAGUUUCCCGUGUAAUUAAGGCAAAUUCCCGCGUAGUCAAGACAAUUUUCCGAGCAAUUAAGACGAAUUUGCGCGUAAUCAAACGAAAUUUACUCUUGAGUAAAACCCCCGUUUAAUUAAAGCAAUUUCAGCGCAAUUAAGACGAAUUUCCGCGAAAUUUACGUAUUAUGAACUCGAUUUUCCAUGCGCUUGUGACGAUUUCCCGCGCAAUUAAGACAAAUUCCUGAGCGAUAAAUACGAUUUCCCACUCAUUUAACGUAGCAACCACAUAUACGAAUAUUUUUACUAUCAACCUUAGUUCUAUUAUUUAAAUUGUAUAUAAGUAAAGUGUUGUCAUUGUUUGAAUUCCAUAAUAAUAAAGUGUUUUCCAUUA
Messenger RNA from Diorhabda carinulata, 3426 nucleotides. RefSeq names its product mediator of RNA polymerase II transcription subunit 26 (gene MED26). Gene Ontology annotation, molecular function: transcription coregulator activity. The transcript has 4 exons. Bases 150 to 1847 code for a protein of 565 amino acids. NCBI's taxonomy places the organism in Eukaryota, Metazoa, Arthropoda, Insecta, Coleoptera, Chrysomelidae. Gene Ontology annotation, cellular component: nucleus; mediator complex; core mediator complex. The record is from RefSeq and is a predicted model, not a curated record. Gene Ontology annotation, biological process: regulation of transcription by RNA polymerase II; positive regulation of gene expression.